Messenger RNA from Harpegnathos saltator (Jerdon's jumping ant), 550 nucleotides. RefSeq lists its product as uncharacterized. The coding region runs from base 170 to 550 and encodes 126 amino acids. The record is from RefSeq and is a predicted model, not a curated record. NCBI's taxonomy places the organism in Eukaryota, Metazoa, Arthropoda, Insecta, Hymenoptera, Formicidae. The transcript has 4 exons.
AUAGAGCGUAGCGUCUCUAAAUAAAAAAAAAAAGGACGCGAUUAUAAGAGCCACAAUCUCACUUAUUUAGUAAGCAUUCAGCACGCAGUCGUAAAACUGUUUAUAGCGUUUAUAACGAGUUAUGUUAGAGAUUAUUGCAUACAACUAACUUUACAAUAACUUUAUAACAAUGCGCAAGAGAAAUAAUUUUAAUUUUUUUUUAAUACAAACAGCAACAGUAAUGCUCAUUGUAAAUUUCGGCGCAGCCAGUUUAUUGGAGAAACUUACAGAGAAAGCUUCAAGAGAAUCAGAUUUACGAACUGGACACAAGACAAAAGCUUCAAAGCAGAAGGCAGCUAAUAUUCUGUCAACAGGACAGUAUUUUCAAGACAUAUUUUCUGAGCAUCUGGCACCUUUCCAAAUUGAGUUUGGUCAUGUUUGUGAAAAUCCCAAUGAAUGGGAACAAAGAUUUGAGCGAAGAGACUUUGACAACAAUCGUCAUAGUGGCAAAAUCAAAUGGGGUAAUAGAAGAGGAGAAUAUGGCGAGCAGUAUUGGGAUUUAAAUCAUUAA